Messenger RNA from Colletotrichum karsti, 1656 nucleotides. RefSeq lists its product as uncharacterized. Lineage: Eukaryota; Fungi; Ascomycota; Sordariomycetes; Glomerellales; Glomerellaceae. Bases 1 to 1656 code for a protein of 551 amino acids. The record is from RefSeq and is a predicted model, not a curated record. The transcript is spliced from 6 exons. Gene Ontology annotation, molecular function: iron ion binding; monooxygenase activity; oxidoreductase activity, acting on paired donors, with incorporation or reduction of molecular oxygen.
AUGAAGGACUCCUCGCUCGUCCUAGGCUUUGGAGCCGUGCUUCUCCUGGUCUACGUUGUUGACAAACUGAUGCAGGCCAAAAGGAAUGCUAAUUUGCUCCCGCUGCCGCCCGGUCCAAGGGGCCUUCCCAUCGUGGGAAACAUAAAGGAUUUUCCACCGCCCGGCGUCUUUGGGCCCCACCACUGGGUCAAAUUCAAGGAUGAAUACGGCCCCCUCAGCUCCAUCACCGUCAUGGGCAGGACGAUCAUCCUGAUCAACGACGUCCAGCUCGCGUUCGACAUCCUGGACAAGCGUUCCACUUACUCCUCGAGAUCACAGCCCUUUCUGGGCGGCGAGUUGUACGUCAUGGCCCUCUUGGUGCCUGCUGAAAUGUUGCGGAGACUGACUGUAGCCAACCUAUUUAGCGUCGGCUGGAAGCAUAACACGGCCUUCCUGCCAGACGGCGACGUUCUGCGCCAUCGCCGCAAGGGCUUCGGCCGGAUCAUCGGCUCCAAUGCCGCUGCCUCGCAGUUCAAUGAACUGCUUGAGGCCGAGGUCGCCCACUUCGUACUGCAUCUUCUCGAGAGCCCUGAGAAGCUGCAAGAUCACAUUAAGAGAUCGGCCGGCACCACAAUCCUCAAGCUCGUCUACGGCUAUAACGCGGAGCAGACCAAGAGGGAUUCGCUCAUCGACACGGUCCAAAAGGUCAUGGACGACCUCGCCGAAUACGCCGCACCCGGCUCGUAUCUAGUUGACACGUUCCCCAUCCUUCGCCACGUACCCGACUGGUUUCCCGGCGCUAGCUGGAAGAAGCUUGCCCGGCAGUGGAAGAAGGAGCUGAUGGAGACCGUCGAGAAGCCGUACGCUUUUGUGCAGCACCAGCGGGCCCAGGGCAGGGAAAUGCCGUGCUAUGUCUCGCGGCUCAUUGAGAACAGCGGGGACUCGCCCGAGGAGGAGCGCAGCAACAAGUGGGCGGCCCAGUCUCUGUAUACUGGCGGUGCCGAUACGACUGUCUCGUCCAUCGGCGCCUUCUUCCUCGCCAUGACGUUGAAUCCCGAGAUCCAGGCCAAGGCGCAGGAGGAGAUCGACCGCGUCGUAGGGCACGACCGGCUGCCGACGCUGGACGAUCGCAAGAACCUGCCGUACGUCGAGGCCGUUGUCAAAGAGAGCCUGCGGUGGCACAGUGUCAUCCCCAUCUGCCUCCCGCACACCAACCCGGAAGAGACAACCUACGGGGGAUUUGGGGUUCCGAAGGAUGCCAUCAUGUUUGCCAACCUCUGGUGGUUCACGCACAACCCUGAUGUAUACCCGGACCCGGACGUCUUCCGCCCCGAGCGGCACAUCCGGACGCCCAAUCGCGAGCCGGAGCUGGACCCGGUGCGCCUUGUCUUCGGCUUUGGGCGACGUGUCUGCGCGGGCAAAAUCCUCGCGCAGAACUCACUGUUCCUCAACUUUGCGCAGGUGCUUGCCGUGUUUCGGAUCAGCAAGAAGGUUGUCGAUGGGGUCGUUAUCGAGCCGAAGGUAGACCACUUGAACGGCGCCCUGAGCCACUUGGGGCCGUUUGAGACUUCCAUUGCGCCCAGGUCUGUACAACACGAAAGGCUGAUCCGUUCGCUUGAAGAGAGGUUUCCGUGGCAAAGGCCAGACAACGAGGUGCUGGAGAGGAUGGGCUGCUAA